Molecule: messenger RNA, 1068 nt
Organism: Camellia sinensis
Lineage: Eukaryota; Viridiplantae; Streptophyta; Magnoliopsida; Ericales; Theaceae
Source: RefSeq, a predicted model, not a curated record
AUGGGGAUAUUUGCUCAAUAUGGAAUUAUGAUAGAAGAACUGCAUGUGAAGACAUCAUUAAAGCAACAAACAACUUUCACAUCAAAUAUUGCAUUGGAAUCAGCAGUUAUGGAAGUGUGUAUAAAGCUCGAAUUUGCCUACACCAAGGUAGUGAAUGAAAAGUGUGACGUUUAUAGCUUUGGAGUGGUGGCCAUAGAAACAAUCAUGGGAAGGCAUCCAGGAGAACUGCUCUCAUUGUUGGCUUCGUCCUCUGCUCAAAACAUAAUGCUAAUUGAUAUCUUAGACCCGCGCCUUCCAUCUCCGACUAAUCCUGUUGCAGUAAGGAACAUUACUCUAGAUGCUGCAGUGGCAUUUGCAUGUGUACUCGUGGUAGUAUACAUGGUGAUGACUAUAAUUACAGCACCAGCAUUGCCUAAAUCAGCAUCAUUGUCACCAUCGUUUUCAUUGUCAAUGGAGGUGAAAGCUCUACUCGACAGCCGUUGGUAUUCUAACCUCACCAGAGUCAUCCCUGAUGAAAUUGGUACUCUGUCAAGCCUCACCUACCUUGAUCUCUCCUAUAAUAAUCUCAUUGGAAGUUUCCUACCUAUUACCCUAGGUAACCUCACUCAACUAACCCACCUCAACAUUUCUGGUAAUUACAUCAAUGGUUCCAUUCCUACAGAACUGGAAACUUUCAAAAUCUGCGGUUCCGUACCUUUGCAAAAAGGGAGACUAAUGAACCUGGUUGAAAUGAAUAUGGGACUUAACAACCUUCAAGGUUCAAUUCCUCCAGAAAUAGGAAAUUGGGCGCAUUUGAUUCUCUUGUACCUUAGCCACAACCUUCUCACAGGUCAGAUCCCAUCAUCUCUAGGUCAAUUGAUGAAUCUCAACUCUCUUUAUCUGUCUGCAAAUCAGAUCGACGGAACAAUUCCUCCUGAACUUAGGGAUUUGCCCAGACUUGGUGAUCUUGAUUUGUCAUCGAACCAACUUUCUGGCCACAUACCAAACUUCCAAAUUAUAAGUGCAAUUCAAUAUUUAGAACUUUCACAGAAUCAGCUCAGCGGGACUCUCCCAAAGAAGCUAGAAUAA